AUGGGAUAUUCAGGGAAUGGUACUAGCUGUGAAAGUAAGUGGAAUAGAAUCCGAGACAACAACAGUGUGAGGAGCCAUGCAUCAGCCAUGAAUUACUAUAGAUGCCGAUUAGUAGGCUGGCUGAUGAGUUAUGGCUUUAUUAUAUUUUUGGCUCACGAAACUCGACAAUUUUAAGCUGAAAACCUCAGAAUCAGAAUCAUGUAUGCGCACCGUGCACUUGUAGUUGUCCUUAAGAAGUUUUAACUUGCGCCAGUGUCCCUAUCAACAAUGAUUUUAAUGACUGAUAGUAACAAAUAGUAAAAUACAUAAUAAAAUAAGAAUCAUACUAGUAUACCUAUCAGUAGUAAAUGCUGACUUGCUCCUUAAUUUGACGAUAUAUCAAAACGGCACCCCCUUUCCAUAUUAACAACCCCAGUUUAAAUACAAUCGUAAGCUCCUAACUCAUCGUAACUGUAAGCUCAACACUAACUUAAUCGUUGUAACGUCAUUAUUGUACAUAUUAUGAAUAAAUCAUUGUUUUGGUCGCAAAUAUAUUUCUUUGAUCUUGACCGUAACCACAAUCCAUCCCUAACCUGACUUUAUCGUGGGCGAAACAUGAGAAUCUAACCAUAAACUCUUUCUUAAUCUUAUUAUCCUACCGUUACUCUAAUAUCUGUGAUAUCAGAACGACAAUACUAUGGAAGCUUGUACCCAUUUUUGGAACCUUUUCACUAAACCACAACAUCAUUCAAUGCAUGACUCAACAAUUAUUUUAAGACCACACAGAUUAUUCAAUGCUUUUAAUUACAAAAGCAAUUACCAGCAUUCGAACAGCGGCGUAUAAAAAGCGCGUAAGUUCGAAUGCCGAUAAUUUUAGAACUAGGUAAUAAAACGCAAAUCCCAGCGGCAAAUGUUUAGAAAAUUUCUUAUCUUACCUUGUCACAUUGAAUCCAAUAAAAAAUUUUAAAAAUCCUGAGCCCCUCGAAGCUUUAUUUAAGACCCUAUAUUUUCUGUUCAAAUGUAUGUUUUUACCGGAAUUGGGUUUCCGUGCUCGCAGGGAAACUACCUACAAUAACCAAUUACGCAUUCUGAUUGGCUAAGAGAAAAAUUGUCAACAAAUGCGCUGAUUGGUCGGAAACGAAAUUCCCCCUUGUUAGUCCAGCAGCAAUGUAAUAGUACAGCGGAAAACGCGAGCACGUGAAAAGAUUCUGACUUAAUAUUCCAUAAACUCUCUAGCUCUAGAUCUGCAGAGCAAUUUUAACAGAUUUGUUAUUCCCAAAUCAGUGCAACGUAAGGUGUUUAUCGCCGCCACGACAGAAAAAUUAUAAUGGUCCGCUGGCCAAUCACAUCGAAUGCUCAGAUUACUUGACAAGUUUUCAGGCGAACAAAGUUUGUACUUUGACAAUUUUUUUAUGACAAGUGCACUUGUUCAAAAGCUAGAUGCUAGCUUUUGAACAAGUGCAUUUGUCAUAGAAAAAAUUGUCAAAGUUGCGCGUAUAGACGAACAAAUAAAACUUGUCACAUACUGGAAACUCGUCAUAGAAAACUUGCUCGUCUGUGACCGCAUUAAUGUUUCUCAUAUACAGGGUACCCCAUACAAUCCAAAACGAUUGAAAUAACGUUGAAAUAAUUUGAAUGACUCAGAAUUUUGCUGAACGCAAAAGUGCAUAACAGCUUGACAUAAGUAAAUUUUAUGCAUAAAGAAACUGUUUAAUUUAAUAAGAAGCUGCUAGCUUUAAAUUCCGAAGAGCAGAAAUUCGCUUGAAUACAAUUCUUCGCCAAUUUUCCUUUCUUUCGAAUUUAUCUAAUUGAUGCGAAGUCGUUUAAGAACUGAAUAUCGAACAACAUGGAGCAAAACUUGCAUCCAAGGUCGACGUCGAACUAAAGCCACGUUACUUCGAAAACUAGAGUUGAGGACAUUGUUUUUAAUCAUUCGACACAGGCCUAACAUAACAAAACAAAACGGCAUGAUUAAUGAUAACAAAAUAUUCCAUGCACAUGCUUCAAUCCCACUGACUUGCCCCUAUAGUUACGUUGCAUGCUUAAAUAAUGCACAUGCCAUUCUAUUGUGUAUGCAGUAUAGUGUACUAUGCUUUUUGGCAGGCAAAAGUACAUUCAAUUAACCCAUGAAAUAGCAUGCAAAGCAUCGUUCUCUUAAAAUGCCAUACUAUAGCCAUAGUUGGCAUAGCCUGCAGAGCACUCGUUUUGGUUAAGGGCUUAGGCGAAGGAAACGCCUGCAGUCGUGUCCAGCAGAAAAAAAAUAAUGCGUUCUCCAGCGAACGCAGUAUUCUGAUUGGUCCGCGAUAAUUAGCACUAUCUCUUUACUUCCGAUAUUGCAUGAAAUUUGUUGUCUUGCUGAUGCGUGCCAAAAUCACAACAUGUCCACAUUGGAAGAUUUCGAAAGUGCACUUUCGCAUUUUUCUACCGCAAGGAUUACAAACUCUCUCGGAAUAUAACUGUGGGUCACGAUGUAAUUUAAUAGCUAACUUUAUAAGCAUGCAAGGCUUAUAAUCUAGUACGGGGACGUGACUUUCAAAAGUAUAAAGAACUACUGUUUUAAAAUUAUACUAAGAACGUCAACAGGCCGGACGAAAGUGCAACGAGGACGGUUAAUAAUGUCAUAUAUUAAUACAAGAAAAUGAGCAAAAAUAAAUAAUUAAACUCGAUCCCUCGGAGGUUUUAGACGUCGCCGUUGCUCUGUGUAUAAAGGCAAAAUACAGAUUAUCACGUCUUGUAUAUGUGUAAAGGCCAAAUUCCACAACGAGCGAAAUGCGAAAAAUUUUGCGCGAAAAGGUUGAACGCAUGCGCAACAUGAUUUUGGAUUGUUUCCGCUCUACGAAAUAUUUCUCUUCGCCAGGUAGUUGAAUUCUUUUCUACUCCGUUGCGAAAUGGAAAUAGCGAAAUUAAACCAAUCAUAUGCUUGUGUUCUGAAUGACAAAAUAGCGAAACCAAUCAAAUGCUUGUGUUCUGAAUGACAAAAUAGCGAAACCAAUCACAUGCUUGUGUUCUGAAUGAAAAAAUAACGAAAUCAAUCAAAUGCUUGUGUUUUGGCGACGAGAGAAACUUUUCGCACAAGUGUGCGGUUUUCGCGCGAAAUUUUCCGCAUUUCGCUCGUCGUGGAGUUGCGCUUAUAUUUCAAGCUGGGACAAAUACGACGUUCUAUUGGGUCCUAGAACUUUUCUGAAUCAUUAACCUUGUGUUAAAUUUGAUCCCUGAACUGUAUUAUUUUCAUACGAUGGAUAGACGACAGGUUUUCUUCUGCAAGUGUACCGAACGAUGUUGAUCAGCAAACUGUAUUGGAUUUAUUAGGAUGGAAAACAUUAAAAGAACAACGAUUAAAAACUAAAGCGAAAACAAUGUUUAAGAUACUUCAUAAUAUGGGGCCAAAUUGCCUCAAAGACUUAUUCAUUUUCAAAAAAAAUGAAAUAUUGAAUCAUAAUCUACGUGACAGCUCGACCACAUUACGGUUGCCAAAGCCACGUUCGAACAGUUUAAAGAAGAGUUUCAUGUAUGACGGAGCUGUCAUAUGGAACUCUUUGCCAGAAAUUAUUAGAGAAAGCAAAACGCUAUCAAUUUUCGAAAGGAAAAUCGCUACCCAUUAAUUCUUAUUAAAGCAUGAAUGUAAAUAAUAAAUUAACGUAUAUUAUAUAGUAUAUUUUCUUUUUCACAUAUAUGCAUGUAAUUUCUUACUACCUUUAUCUUUUUUUCUUGUAAAUUUACUUUUGUUCACACGCCCAUUGUGGAAACCAGCUUUAGCUGACAAUGUUAGCGUGGUUAAAUAAAGUUUAUCAUCAUCAUCAUCUUCACUAAUGAGUUUGUUUGCUUUCGCGUUCCCGACCUACACUAAUUAAGCUCGCUAAUAUUGACACUGGCAUAUUAUAUUGGAUAACUGGGUAGUGGGUCCCUACGACUAUGUUAUCGUGAGACGGUGUAGGGAAGGAAGUUGAUGAUGGGUUAAAGAUUAACGAAGAUGAAUUAAGAGAUUUGUGUCGGCGUUUCAGUUGUAAGUAAACUGUAGGGAUGUCAAUGUGACGGUUAAAUGUUGGUUUGUCUAAACUAUGCCAGGCUUCUCAAAUAAACUCAAGGGCAUGUUUGGUCGUUGCUUGUCAUAGGCACUUCGUUUUAAAAGUCGAAUUUAUGUCCGUUGUCGUCUGUGUGUUUAGCUGGUGAGUGAUUGAUUGAGUUUUGGUGUUCUGUUAGUCUAUAGCUUGUCUGAAUCUUUUCAGAAUGUAUUUGUCCGGACAGUUUUUGCAAGGGAAAAUAUAAGUGGCCUUAUGUUUUUCUUUUAUAUGUGUUUUGUCUUUGUGUUUAGUGAAGUUGGUCCUACUGUAAGUUUGCAUGUUGGUGUGUGCAACGUCUAUGUUGAAUGGUCGGAGCGAGAAGUCUAGCAUGCCAUUUCCGAUGUUAGUAGUGUGUAUGUAAGGAAGUGUAAUUUUUCGGUAGUAGUCUAAGGAGUAGUCAUUUUUGUAGAAAGUAGAGUAUAAAUACUUGCGUUCGUAUUGUUUGAAUUGAUAUCAGUGUUACAAUGUAUGUCAAUUCUGUUAAAUAGUGUCUUUAUGCAACUGACUUUGUGUUGUUUUGGGUGAUUCAUGCUAUUGUAAUUUAAUAUUUGAUCUGUUAUAUGUGUUUUCUUGCGAUAAACUUGCGUGUUUAAAGUACCGUUGUCUGUUUUUGUUAUUGGACGUCCAAAAAUGCGAGUUUAGGCCCUAUAUAUAUAUAUAUAUUUUCGUUUUACCUCAAAAAACCACAACAGUCUGUUUCAUCCGUUGCAAGUCAGUCAAAUCCGUCAUCGAUCAGUGCAGGAAAUUGAGACCGAAAAUGAGCCAAGCAGCUUACUGCAUGUGCUUAAAAGAUAAAUCGCCUUUCCCAUCAAGAAAAGAUCCAGAACUGUGUGAUGAAAUAAAAAAUGGCUCUCGACCCUGGUUUUUUGAGGUAAAACGAAAAACUAUAUUACGCUCUAUCUAUAUGGUAUUGAGCACUGUUUGUGUUUCUAAACCAAAAUCUUAAGCUAUAUAUAUAUAUAUAUAUAUAUAUAUAUAUAUAUAUAUAUAUAUUUUUAUAUAUAUAUAUAUAUAUAUAUAUAUAUAUAUAUAUAUAUAUAUAUAUAUAUAUAUAUAUAUAUAUAUACCGGGUGGCGCAAAAAAAAGUUAACCUGUUUGAUUUGUUUUAACUUAAAAGCUAAGAGCUAUUACACGUGAACUACGUGCAUUGCAUUCAGUAUUGUCUAACUUAAAUUUUGAUAUACGCCCGGUGUAUUUUUGUGCAAUAUUGACCGAGAGAGCUGCGUUUAAACUUGAGUAACCAUUUUUGAAAGUGUCGAGAAUUAGCCAAAAACGGCCUAUCAAAUAUUUAAUACAGCAAUAACCUGUGCUUAGAUGCUAUAGUCAGAAUAAAGUACACGUUCGUUGUCAGAGACCUGCGCAACGCCGCCGGUAUAACCUCACGAGUAUUAUUUAGCCUACCCUUGCAUAUUCUAAACAUAUCGAAACUCCUUGGACCUUCGUUAAACGAGGCGUAUUUAUACAAAAAAGUCGACGUUUCUUUCUUGGAACAUUAUAAUUUGAUUCCCCAGGGUCAUUGAAUAUUUAGAAUAAAUCUUUUAAAAUCAAAAUCGCUUCAUAAUUUAAUUUUCAUGCAUUCCCGAAGACCUUAAACAAAAAUAGGGGAGCUAGCACAUCCAUCCAAUAAACGUUUCUAAUUUAGAUUUCACUUCAUUCAAACGAAUAUUCACGAUAAAAUGGUAACAGUUAUCAAAUUAGUUUAACAGGUUGUUUUUGGCUGAUUCUCGACACUUCCAAAAAUGUUUAUUCAAGUUUAAACGCAGCUCUCUCGGUCAAUAUUGCACGAAAUUGCACAGGGCGUAUAUCAAAAUUUAAGUUAAACAAUACUGAAUGCAAUGCGCGUGUAAUAUUAUAUAAUAUUUCUCACACAGGCACAAGUUGCAUGAAAUAGUAGCAAAAAAUGCAACUUGUGCCUGUGGGAGAAAUAUUAUAUAAUACGUCAACGUAAGACUGCAACGCUCAACAAAAGAAGUGAACUUAUGUCGGAAUGUAGACAUUCAAAGAAAUUUUUAUUGGGCAAUGCAAUUACUUAGUUAGAACGAUGAACUAUAGCUUUUAACACUUAGCAUAUAAACAUUAUCUUAAUCCAUCCGUGAAACAAUACAACAAUGAACAUAAUAAUGUAGAGACAAUGAACCAUAUAGUACUUAGAUUUUAUACAAAUUCAAUAUGACUUUUUAGCAUUUUAAAUUUAUUGUAAUUUGUUUAUCAAUGAACUUGCCAUGUAACAUUAUCGAUCGGUAUUCGCCUGACGAUUGCUUCAGCAGAAGCAUGAAACUCAGAGUAGCAAUUAAAUGUUUUUAAACUAAGAAGUCUCUCUUAACUCUAUAUAUAUAUAUAUAUAUAUAUAUAUAUUUAUACAUACAUAUAUAUAUAUAUAUAUAUAUAUAUAUAUAUAUAUAUAUAUAUAUAUAUAUAUAUAUAUAUAUAUAUAUAUAUAUAUAUAUGUAUAUAUAUAUAUAUAUAUAUAUAUAUAUAUAUAUAUAUAUAUAUAUAUAUAUAUAUAUAUAUAUAUAUAUAUAUAUAUAUAUAUAUAUAUAUACUGAAGACUAUAUUAAAAAAAAAUAGUCGAUGAGUUGACGUAAGGUAGAAGAGCGCUCAAUACCAUAAUAAGUAGAGCGGAAUUAAUUCAGUCAAGGUUUGAAUGUUUGCGUCGCUACUCUGAGUUUCACGCUUUACGCGAUCAUCAUUUGUUACCUGAUGAUCGCGUAAAGCGUGAAACUCAGAGUAGCGACGCAAACAUUCAAACCUUGACUGAAUUAUAUAUAUAUAUAUAUAUAUAUAUAUAUAUAUAUAUAUAUAUAUAUAUAUAUAUAUAUAUAUAUAUAUAUAUAUAUAUAUAUAUAUAUAUAUAUAAUUCAGUCAAGGUUUGCGCAGUUACGUUAGAAUAUGAUGAUGUUGUAAUGUGUUCAUAAAAUCUUAUUCAAUGUGUGUGUGUAUUUCUUUCUUUUAAGUGCCCAUCCAGGGUCACAAGGCCUGGACAAAUCUUAGGAUUUGAGCUCACGAGUGGAAGGAAUACUAUCGUAUAAGAUUUUAUUAACACAUUACAACAUCAUCAUAUUCUAACGUAACUGCGCAUGUCAUCGUACGAUGUUCAAAGUUCAGGGACAGCGACGCGUGAUAUACCUGUUUAUUUAUGCAUGUUAACUCAUGCUGACACAAAGAGAGUGCUCGAAUAAAUAAAUUAUGAGCAUUAAAAAGGUAGAUAUUUGUCAUGUUUGUUUCAUGUUUUAAGCCUAUGUAGCGGUCUCUCUUCUUUAGUGUAUCAGUCUACGGGGACCCCCUACGACCUAAUAUAUUUUAUCAUUUUUACCAAAGGGCUGAAACAUAAUCAUAGUACCUUAAAAUAACGUGUCUAGAGUGCUCAAACAAAAGCGAGCAUUAUAUAGGUAGAUAUUUUAAUGUGUUUGUUUCACAAAAGUAUAUAUCGCUGUUUAACUUACGAUAGUAUUCCUUCCACUCGUGAGCUCAAAUCCUAAGAUUUGUCCAGGCCUUGUGACCCUGGAUGGGCACUUAAAAGGAAGAAAUACACACACACAUUGAAUAAGAUUUUAUUAACACAUUACAACAUCAUCAUAUUCUAACGUAACUGCGCAUGUCAUCGUACGAUGUUCAAAGUUCAGCGACGCAAUAUAUAUAUAUAUAUAUAUAUAUAUAUAUAUAUAUAUAUAUAUAUAUAUAUAUAUAUAUAUAUAUAUAUAUAUAUAUAUAUAUAUAUAUAUUGAAUAUACGUUGAAUUCUAAUAUAUAUAUUGAAUAUACGUUGAAUUCUAUUAACAUUUCUAUUAUGCAUGAUUGUUGCUUUAUGACAAUUCAUAGAUAUCAACGAAUGCGCUGUUGGUACUGACAACUGCCACGAGGAUGCCGCAUGUUUAGACACAGACGGUUCAUAUGAAUGUAGCUGCAAUGAGGGAUAUUCUGGGAAUGGUGUGGCCUGUGAAAGUACGUAA
Molecule: messenger RNA, 7989 nt
Organism: Paramuricea clavata
Lineage: Eukaryota; Metazoa; Cnidaria; Anthozoa; Malacalcyonacea; Plexauridae
Source: the annotation of a GenBank genome assembly